This is a messenger RNA of Rosa chinensis, 2210 nucleotides long. RefSeq names its product bifunctional riboflavin biosynthesis protein RIBA 1, chloroplastic. The record is from RefSeq and is a predicted model, not a curated record. The transcript has 7 exons. Lineage: Eukaryota; Viridiplantae; Streptophyta; Magnoliopsida; Rosales; Rosaceae. Gene Ontology annotation, molecular function: 3,4-dihydroxy-2-butanone-4-phosphate synthase activity; GTP cyclohydrolase II activity. Gene Ontology annotation, cellular component: chloroplast. Bases 249 to 1862 code for a protein of 537 amino acids. Gene Ontology annotation, biological process: riboflavin biosynthetic process.
AAGAAGGUGACGACUCGUAUGGUGGCUGGUGGGAUAUCCUUUACGCGCACACAGGAAGGAGUUGAGGUUUUGGGCUGCCAACCUUACCCCCUGGGCGGCUGAUCUGCUCAGCUCUGUGACCUCAGCACUGACGCAGCCUCCUAUGCUGCUAUAACAGACUCGUCUUCUUCUUCGUUCUUCGUUCUUCAUUUUCUCUUCUUCUUCUUCUUCUUCUUUGGAGGUUUGGUGAAACAACGCAGACGCAGCAAAUGGCUUCUAUCAACCUCUAUUGCUCCCCAAUGGCUCUCUUCCCUUCUCAAAGGAACAAUUGUUUAUAUCCCGGGACUUCGGUUAAGCCAAAUGGGUGCGUAUCUGAUUUUGUUGCACCGAGUUUGACUCGGAAGUUGUGCUUUGGUUUGAGGGGUGAUUUCCAGGCAAGGGCUAUGGUGAUAUCUGGAGAAGAUGAUCUCCUGUCUCACACUAAUGGGGUUGAAGCACAACCUGACGCAUUGAGUUUUGGAACACUUGCAGCUGAUAUGGCUCCUCUUAGUAGCGGUUUCUCUUCUGAUAAUGAUGAAUACGAUCUAGAUUAUCCUAUUGAAGGAUUUUCUUCCAUUGCGGAGGCCAUUGAAGAUAUUCGUCAAGGCAAGAUGGUAAUUGUUGUAGAUGAUGAAGAUAGAGAAAACGAGGGAGAUCUUAUAAUGGCAGCAUCCCUGGCAACACCAGAAGCUAUGGCUUUUAUUGUCAAGCACGGAACUGGAAUUGUUUGUGUGAGCAUGAAAGGAGAAGACUUAGAAAGGUUACAACUUCCGUUGAUGGUGACACAGAAUGAAGAAAAACUUUGUACAGCAUUCACUGUCUCAGUGGAUGCAAAACAUGGUACGACAACUGGUGUUUCGGCUCGCGAUAGAGCUGCAACAGUCUUGGCCCUUGCAUCAAGGGAUUCAAAACCUGAAGACUUCAACCGACCAGGUCAUAUCUUUCCCCUAAAGUACAGGGAGGGAGGAGUUCUAAAAAGAGCUGGGCACACAGAAGCUUCAGUUGAUCUCGCAAUGUUGGCUGGGCUAGAUCCGGUAGCAGUUUUGUGUGAAAUUGUGGAUGAUGACGGUUCUAUGGCUAGAUUACCGAGGCUUCGUGAAUUUGCAAAGGCAGAAAACUUGAAAAUUAUUUCUAUUGCUGAUUUGAUAAGAUAUAGGAGAAAAAGGGACAAGUUGGUGGAGCGGGCUGGAGCUGCACGGAUACCCACAAUGUGGGGGCCAUUUGAAGCCUACUGUUAUAGGUCAUUGCUAGAUGGGAUUGAGCACAUUGCUAUGGUUAAAGGUGAUAUUGGAGAUGGGCAAAAUAUACUUGUGAGAGUACAUUCAGAGUGUCUCACCGGUGACAUCUUUGGGUCGGCCAGAUGUGAUUGUGGAAACCAGCUGGCACUUGCUAUGAAACAAAUUGAAGCAGCGGGUAGGGGUGUUUUAGUGUAUCUCCGUGGACAUGAAGGUAGAGGAAUUGGUUUAGGCCACAAGCUCCGAGCUUAUAACCUGCAGGAUGAUGGGCGUGACACUGUUGAAGCCAACGAGGAGCUCGGACUACCUGUUGAUUCUCGCGAGUAUGGAAUUGGUGCACAGAUACUACGAGAUCUAGGUGUUCGUACAAUGAAGCUGAUGACAAACAAUCCUGCAAAGUAUAGCGGGCUCAAAGGUUAUGGUUUGGCCGUUGCUGGCAGGGUCCCGUUAUUGACACCAAUAACUAUGGAGAACAAGAGAUAUUUGGAGACUAAACGAAUAAAAAUGGGGCAUGUCUAUGGCUCCAAUCUCAAUGGUCAUGUAGAUGGCACCAGUGAUGAAAGCAGUUCAAGCAUUGGUAACCCAUCUAAUGGUGUCUCUGAGACAUAAACAGGUCCAUUUCAACUGCUGGAGCCUGUAGAUUCAGGCGGGUAACUGAAUGCCUCAGUUAUUCAAAUAUAUGACAUAGCUUAAACGUUUAUAUGACAUUUAAAAUGUGCUUAACGCCCUGUAGAUUGAUAGUCAUUACAUGAAGCUGCUGCGGCGCAUUGGAUAUAAAGGCUGGAUCAGAUUAAUUAUCAUUGGUUGAGGAUAUGGGAAUCCUAAUUGGAUUUUUUGGUAAACAAACAUGAAUUCUUUUUGUUUUGUUAUUUUUUAUCGUCAAAUUUUGUAUUUACAAUAUGACAGAUAAGAUUUAGAAGAUGUGGAACAAGUCCUUCAAAAAAAAAAAAAAAAAAA